CUAGGAGCGAAAUAUUGCUCAAUAUCUUAAUUCAUAUCUUAUCACUUUAUCAAUCCAUUUACCAGUCAGUUCGGUGGAAGGCGAGCUGGUGUGUCGCUUGCAGUAUUAUUCACUUGUGCAAUGGCUUCCAGCGUCGUGCUGUUGACAGUCUUAGUGGUAGCCGCGAUGGCCCAAGAAGAUCUCGCAUCUGCAGCAGACACCAAGAGGGCAAAUCUGAGGAUAAUCCGAGGGCAGGACGCACAAGAAGGACAGUUCCCUUGGCAGGCAUGGAUCGAGUGCAUCCGAUUCAACUUCCUCGCCAGCAGCUGUGGAGGAUCCCUCAUCACAGCCAUCCACAUCCUAACGGCUACUCACUGCGUCAACAGUAUACUGUUAUGCCAAGUGUCAUUAGGUCUGAUUUCCUUAGACAAGAAAGGAUAUUCCUACUUUGUGCAUCCCAGCAAUAUGAUUAUUUAUGACAACAAAGGCCAAAGGUAUGUCGAUGACAUAGCCAUUAUUCGACUGAAUUCGCCAGUCCGGCUAACAGAAAACAUUCAACCUAUAAGGCUGCCUCAGGAAUUCCAAAAUAGUGGAACACUUAGUGGUUUAACAGCAAUUGUUUCUGGUUGGGGGAAGACAAGUGAUAAUGAAACGGGUCUCCACAAAUUCCUUCAAUAUGCUAAAGUAAAAAUUAUGCUUCAAAAUAGAUGCAGUAAUUUUUAUUUGAAUAACUUUAGUUUAAUGAUAACUAAUGGACAGAUAUGCACAGAUUUCUCUUCAUCAAAUGUUUGCAAUGGUGACAGUGGAGGUCCAUUAGUCAUUUUAGAAAAAGACAACAAAUGGACAUUAAUAGGUAUCGUAAGCCUUGGAGUCAGCCCAUGUGAAGGAGGAACACCAUCUAUUUACACAGCAGUUUCAGCCUAUCUACGAUGGAUUUAUCAAAAUAUAAACAAUUAAGAAGAAACAAACAUUUAAAAUUGUAUGUCUUAUAAAACUCAUUUAACUGCUUAUUUAAUAAAAUAUAAUAAUACCCCUAC
This is a messenger RNA of Nezara viridula (southern green stink bug), 1016 nucleotides long. Lineage: Eukaryota; Metazoa; Arthropoda; Insecta; Hemiptera; Pentatomidae. The record is from the annotation of a GenBank genome assembly.